Cercopithifilaria johnstoni is the source of this 1317-nucleotide messenger RNA. The record is from the annotation of a GenBank genome assembly. NCBI's taxonomy places the organism in Eukaryota, Metazoa, Nematoda, Chromadorea, Rhabditida, Onchocercidae.
AUGGACGAUGACUUCAUGGAUGAUCAGGAUUAUGGCCUGGAAUAUUCGGAUGAUUCAGCCAGUGAACCGGAUGUGGAUUUAGAGAAUCAGUACUACAAUGCAAAAGCCUUAAAAGCUGAAAAAGAAUUUGAUAGUGCUUUGAAGACUUUCAAACAUGUAUUAGAGUUGGAAAGCGAGAAGGGAGAAUGGGGGUUCAAAGCGCUCAAACAAAUGGUCAAGAUAACGUUUGCUGCAAAUCGUUAUGAUGAAAUGCUGAAAUAUUAUCGACAGUUACUUACCUACAUCAAAUCAGCUGUUACGAAGAAUUACUCAGAGAAAUCAAUAAAUUCGAUUUUGGACUAUAUUUCGACAUCAAAGCAAAUGGAUUUGUUACAAAUAUUUUAUGAAACAACAUUGGAUGCAUUAAAGGAUGCCAAGAAUGAGCGGUUGUGGUUUAAGACAAACACGAAACUUGGGAAGUUGUAUUUUGACCAAAAAGAAUUUGGAAAGCUGGAGAAAAUAAUUAAACAAUUACGGAAUUCAUGUAAGAAUGAACUUGGUGAGGAAGAUCAGAAGAAGGGUACCCAGCUGCUUGAAAUUUAUGCUCUUGAAAUUCAGAUGUAUACAGAACAAAAGAAUAACAAAGCUUUGAAAGCACUCUACGAGCAAAGUUUACAUGUUAAAAGUGCAAUACCACAUCCACUUAUUAUGGGUGUCAUUCGCGAAUGUGGAGGAAAAAUGCAUUUACGAGAAAAGCAGUUUGAAAAAGCUCAUACUGAUUUUUUCGAAGCUUUUAAAAAUUAUGACGAAAGUGGAUCCGAACGAAGGAUUGCAUGUUUGAAAUAUUUGGUGCUUGCGAAUAUGCUUAUUAAGUCUGGAAUAAAUCCAUUUGAUAGUCAGGAAGCAAAACCGUUCCGCAAUGAUCCUGAAAUAGUUGCAAUGAAUCAACUUGUAGGAGCUUACCAAGACAAUAAUUUGAUGGAAUUUGAAAGCAUUCUUGAAAAAAAUCGUGAUGCCAUUAUGGCUGAUCCAUUUAUCCGUGAACAUAUUGAAGAAUUGCUUACCAACAUUCGUUCGCAGGUAUUAAUAAGUCUUUGUGUACCGUACUCUCGGAUUUACUUAUCAUUUCUUGCACAACAACUUCGGGUUAAAGUGGACGAAGUUUUAGUGCUUCUUGCUGACUUGAUUCUCGAUGGUGCAUUGAAUGCAAAGAUUGAUGAAAUCAGUGGUAUCCUGAUAUCCGAAUCAACUAAUAAAGCAACACGGUGCGCGGCAAUUGUGAGAUGUGCGAAACAGUUGUCUUCACUGCACCUUUCAAUUGUUGACAGAUGUUCAUAA